Polyodon spathula (Mississippi paddlefish) is the source of this 2354-nucleotide messenger RNA. RefSeq names its product sterol 26-hydroxylase, mitochondrial-like. Gene Ontology annotation, molecular function: iron ion binding; monooxygenase activity; heme binding. Gene Ontology annotation, biological process: cellular response to peptide hormone stimulus; cortisol metabolic process; C21-steroid hormone biosynthetic process. The transcript has 9 exons. Lineage: Eukaryota; Metazoa; Chordata; Actinopteri; Acipenseriformes; Polyodontidae. Gene Ontology annotation, cellular component: mitochondrial inner membrane. The coding region runs from base 160 to 1728 and encodes 522 amino acids. The record is from RefSeq and is a predicted model, not a curated record.
GAUAACAUCUGUUUCAGGUCUGUUGGAUUUCAGGAUUCCUGCGCCAUUGAGUUCUUGUCAAACGCAGGUGAAGGAGCCAUUACGGGUCGAGCUGCACAUUAGACUAUGCAAGAAUUCAGAAUCAGAGGAACACUGUACACGCUUUAAUCUGGGGUGGAAAUGUUCUGUAAAUCCUUAUUGCGAACUGGAAGUCUUACCAUAUGCAGAACCCGGACAUGUUUUGAACUGAGUUCAGUGGCUGUAUCUCUUCUCAAAAACAACAGCAGCAAAAGACAGUGCUCGUCAUCCAGCGGUUUAGCGAAUAACACAUUGAAAAAGAUGGAGGAGUUGCACGGGCCAAGCUUCCUCACGUCUUUGUACUGGCUCUUCGGCAAAGGCUAUUUUGACAUAACGCACGAAAUGCAAAUUGAGCACAAAAAGAUCUACGGCCCUCUGUGGAAGUCCAAGUACGGUCCUCUGGUGGUUGUGAACGUGGCGUCGGCAGACCUGAUUGAGCAGGUGCUCCGGCAGGAGGGCAGGCUCCCGGUCCGGAGUGACAUGCCUCACUGGAGGGAGUACCGGCAGCUGCGCAGACAGGCCUACGGGCCCCUCACCGAAAUGGGUCCUGAAUGGCAGCGAAUCCGCAGCAUACUGAACCCCAGGAUGCUGCAGCCCAGGCACGUAUCCAACUACUCCCCUGCCAUCAACCAGGUGGUGACGGACUUCACCCGGAGGAUCCAUCGGCUCAGGGAUGAGCAAGGGGGCGGGCUGCUGGUCAACGACAUGGCCGUGGAGCUCUACAGGUUUGCAUUUGAAGGUAUUUGCUCAGUCCUGUUUGAAACCCGAAUGGGCUGCCUUAAUGACCACGUCCCUGAAGAAACUCAGAAGUUCAUUGAGUCUGUGGGCGAGAUGUUCCGCCUGUCAUCGGUGGUCGUGCUCUUCCCCAAAUCCCUCUGGCCCUACCUGCCCUUCUGGAAGCACUUUGUGGUAGUCUGGGAUCAUCUCUUCAGAAUCUCCAAGAUGCUGAUUGACAACAAGGUGAAGGAGAUCGAGGGAAAGAUAGAGAAAGGUGAGCCGGUGGAAGGGGAGUACCUAACCCACCUGCUGACCAGUGACAAGAUGUCAGUGACAGAGAUCCAGGGCAGCAUCACAGAGCUGCUGCUGGCUGGGGUGGACACGACGUCCAACACUGUCUGCUGGGCUCUGUACCACCUGGCUCGAGAACCGGAGAUUCAGGAGACGCUUUACGAGGAAGUGAAGAGUGUGUGCCGGGGAGACAAAAUACCAACGGCAGAAGACAUUGCCAAGAUGGCGUGGUUAAAGGCAACAGUUAAAGAAACACUACGGAUGUAUCCAGUGGUUCCAGGUAAUGCCCGGGUCAUUGUCGAUAAUGAAAUAGUAGUCGGGGGAUACCUGUUCCCCAAGGAGACCCUUUUCCACCUCUGCCACUACGCUGUGUCCUAUGAGGAGAGCAACUUUCCUGAGCCGCACGUCUUCCGCCCAGAGCGCUGGCUCCGCGGGGAGGACAGGUGGAAGCAGCACCCGUUCAGCUCCAUUCCAUUCGGGUUUGGAAUUCGGGCCUGUUUGGGGAGGAGGGUGGCUGAGCUGGAGAUGUACUGUGUGCUUUCAAGGAUGAUUAAACAGUUUGAAGUGCGUCCAGAUCCCUCUGGGAUGACAGUGAAGGCAAAGACCAGGACGCUGCUGGUUCCUGGAACUCCGAUCAACCUGCAGUUCCUGAACAGGAAAUAGAGGAACCCUUUUUUGUGUGUGUGUGUGUGUGUGUGUGUGUGUGUGUGUCUAUUUUUAAUCCCAUACAAUAAAGGCAUGUAGCAUGUUUAGUUAAUGAUGGAAGUUCAAAGCUGUGGCGAGAGCUCUGAUCCAAUUGCUGGGCAUUGAUCUUUCAUUGAUCUUCCAUUAGUGUUACUGGGCAUUGAUCUUCCAUUGAUCUUCCAUUAAUGUCACAGGUUUUACUCGAAAUGGUUUGCAUUGAUCUUCCAUUAAUGUCACGGUUUUACUCGAAAUGCUUUACAGCUAACAAACUCAUUCUAGAACUCUUAGCUGUCAUGCGCAUCCUUUGUAUUUCCCUUUUGAAGAUGCUGUGUGUUGCUAUCCUGUUCGGGUGAAAGCAUGGCACUGAUUUGAAAGCGUGGCGCUCAUGAGAGGAAGCAGCUGACUGGUCAGUGAUGAGGUGUUCAAGGGAUGCACACUAGCAGAACAACUAGAAGGGAUACAAAACUACUGGAAGAGCCAGCUAGCAUUGUUUAAAAUGAACAACCUUAUUUUCUAUACACAGUGCAAUGUAAGAUGAUGUUGUUAUUAUUAUGUGUCUAUUUAGCAGACACCUUUAUCCAAGGAGACUUGGAGACUAGGGUGUG